This is a messenger RNA of Iphiclides podalirius (scarce swallowtail), 231 nucleotides long. NCBI's taxonomy places the organism in Eukaryota, Metazoa, Arthropoda, Insecta, Lepidoptera, Papilionidae. The record is from the annotation of a GenBank genome assembly.
AUGAAAACAAAUUUUGAUUCCUAUAGAGAGGUAAAGGAAAGGGAAAGGGAACGGGAAGGGGAAGGGAAGGGGAAUGGAAGGGGAACGGAAGGGGAAGGGAAGGGGAACGGAAGGGGAAGGGAAGGGGAACGGAAGGGGAAGGGAAGGGCUUUGAUCAGGGAAGAUUGGGAGUGUUACACAGCUGAACUACUGGGCACCUUUGCACUGUUGCACCGACAAGAGCCUAGCUCU